Oreochromis aureus is the source of this 1884-nucleotide messenger RNA. RefSeq names its product butyrophilin-like protein 10. Bases 41 to 1075 code for a protein of 344 amino acids. The record is from RefSeq and is a predicted model, not a curated record. NCBI's taxonomy places the organism in Eukaryota, Metazoa, Chordata, Actinopteri, Cichliformes, Cichlidae. The transcript is spliced from 6 exons.
UAACGUUUGAACGUUUGAUCCUCAGAGGGUUUCUGCAGACAUGGAGCUUCUACCACUUCUGUUUCUGAGCUUCUGUUUCCUGACUUUGUCCGGACUGACGUUUGGUGCUGAAUCCGCGUCACCUGUGAUUGUGAUGGAAGAUGAUGAUGUCAUUUUACCCUGCUCCCUCAGCACCAAUGAGAACAUUGAGUCAAUGCUGUUUGUCUGGAAGAAGGAAGGAACAGUUCCUCGAAAGGAGGUGUUCAUGUAUGAUGCCGGCACAGACAGCAAAGGUCAAGAUGAGGAGUUCAAAGGUCGAGUCUCACAUUUUCCAGAACAGCUGAAGCACGGAAAUGCCUCCAUAAGAAUAAAUAAAACUACCCUGGAGGACAAUGGAAACUACACCUGCAGUUUUCCAAUCAUCCAGUCCAGUGGAAAAACAUUCCGCAUUGAACUUGUUGUUGGUGCAGCUCCACAGCCUUCUGUCACAAAUCUUGAUCAAACAAAUGACUGGGCGCUGCUUCAGUGUGAUGUUCAGGGUGCCUACCCCAAACCUACAGUGGAGUGGUGGAACAGUAACAAUCAAACCAUUCCUUCUGAGGAGCCGCAGGUCUCUAAAAAUGGAGAGCGCUUCUAUGUCACCCUCAAAGCUACUGUGAGAAAGAUCGACCGCUAUCGCUGUGUUGCCACACAGAAGGAAAUCCACCAUCAGAUCUAUAAGGAAAUCAAUGUACAUUUAAAUGGUGCAGCUCCAAAGCCAUAUGUCACAAUGCUUGAAACAAAAGGACAGCUGGAGUGUGAAGUUCUAGGUGCUUCUCCUAAACCUACAGUAGAGUGGUGGGACAAUAAUAACAAAACACUUCAUUCUAAGAUGUUACAGUACAAAGAAGAACACGGUCUCUCCUACAUCACCAUCCAAACUACUGUGACCAAGCCUGGCUGCUAUCGCUGUGUAGCCACACAGAUGGACAUUGGGCAUCAGAUUCCUUCUUCAAAGAUCUGUGUGCAUGAUGUUACUCGGUCUGGGACUGGAAUGACUAGAGCUGCUCUUGUUUCUGUUAUUUUUGGAAUCGUUGGAAUUCUUGCUUCUGUUUAAUAUUUAUGCAAAGGUUGAGUUCCACAGGGAAUACAGGAGGAGGCAAGUGCUCUGACAUGGGAAGGAUAUAGAGCAGCAGGUUAUCUAAAAAAUAAAGACCGCGCAGACCAAUCUCUCCAGUGCUUAAAUUCUCCUGCUGUGAAGGAGGAAGUUGUGCAAAGGAUGGGACAUAACCUCCACUUCAGAGAUCUCCACCCACUGCAUUCUAUUUCUUAAAGUUGGGUGUGCAUUGCUAUUACGUUUUCCAGGAUGUAUAACUAUACACCGGAGUGUUAUUAAGAAUUGCUAUUAAGAAUAAAUUUCCUGGAUAAAAGUGAUGAAACUGCAUUAAAAGCAGUGCAAUUGUCCCUGAACGGUUUGAUCCAAGUUGCCUUAUUUGUAUUUUUUUCUAAAUGUAAUGUGAAAGGAAAGCAAGAUCAUAGAGUAAGGCAUGACACUUAAACAAAGAAAGUGACAUAAAAAAGAGAACAAACUAUAAGAGAGGGAACUGAGCGAUUUGAGCAGUGGUCUUCAUCAUUUUUCAGCAUCUUUUUUAGCCAUAAACACACAGAUAAUGAGUAUUUGGUGAGUUACUGUAAAAUAGUGUGAAACUCAGAAUGAUUUCAGGCAGAUUAUAAAUGAGCCUGUAUGUUUCUUUAUUUCUUUUUGAAGGUGCCAAGCCAGUCUGUGAGGUAUGCUGUUCAUGACUGAUAUUGUGAUUAUACUGAAAGUGUGUUUAUGCUGGUAAUUGAUGAUUUUACAUUAUAAUCUCAUUUCAAAAGGCUGUUUAAAGAUUUCUGCAAGUGUCCAAAAAAUGAAAAUGACUACAU